UUUAGCGUGGCGGUUUCUAGGACUGUUCCACAGUGGGCCAGCCGAGAAGUUGGAGACGUAACUCUGCUAAGAGUCUGCAACCUGCUGCUGGUGACAGUGCAUUGGGUUACGCUGCGGAGGAGCGCUUACCGGACACUUCUGCACUCUUGCAUGGAUACAUCAUGGCUACGUUCGUCUGCAGGGUCCAGUUCCUAGAUGACACCGAUCCUUUCAACAGUACCAAUUUCCCCGAGCCGACCAGACCGCCGGUGUACACCUUUAGGGAGGAUAUCCCUCUCAUCAACCAGAUUGCAGGAGUUCACAGGCUUCUCAAAGCCCCCCAAAAGCUUGAUGACUGCACCCUGCAGCUUUCUCACAAUGGAACCUAUUUGGAUUUGGAGUCAACACUGGCUGAGCAGAAGGAUGAACUGGAAGGAUUUCAGGAAGACGCAGGGAGGGGAAAGAAGCACAGCAUGGUGCUCAGAACGCAGCUCUCGGUGAGAGUUCACGCCUGCAUCGAGAAACUCUACAACUCGAAUGGCCGUGAGCUGAGGAGGGCCCUGUUCUCACUGAAGCAGAUUUUCCAGGACGAUAAGGAUUUGGUACACGAGUUUGUCAUUGCUGAGGGCUUGACAUGUCUGAUAAAGGUGGGAGCCGAAGCAGACCAGAACUACCAGAAUUACAUCUUGAGAGCACUUGGGCAAAUCAUGCUGUACGUCGAUGGGAUGAAUGGAGUUAUAAGUCACAACGAAACCAUUCAGUGGCUCUACACACUUAUAGGCUCAAAGUUCCGGCUCGUGGUGAAGACGGCCCUGAAGCUGCUGCUGGUGUUUGUGGAGUACACGGAGUCCAAUGCACCACUGCUCAUCGAAGCCGUCAGUAAGGUGGACAGCAAGAGAGGAACCAAACUAUGGUCAAAUGCCAUGGAAAUUUUGGACGAAAAGGACGGGGUCGAUACAGAGCUGCUUGUGUAUGCCAUGACCCUCAUAAAUAAGACACUCGCCGGCCUGCCAGAUCAGGAUUCCUUCUAUGACGUGGUGGACUGUCUGGAAGAGCAGGGGAUUGAAGCAAUCGCUCAGAGGCACUUGAAUAAGAAGGGAACUGACCUGGACCUGGUGGAGCAGUUUAAUAUUUAUGAGAUGACAUUAAGGCAUGAAGAUGGUGACGACGAUAGCCAGCCACCGCCAAUGGGUCGGAAGGAUCGAAGGAGGUCAAGUGUUGGGGGCACAAGUGAGCGGCGGGGCCUGGAGCGCAGAAGGAGCCGGAGGCAUUCCAUCCAAAACAGCAAGGGGCCCACAUCUGCUCCCGCCAGUCCCAGCAGUCCCUAUGGUCAAUCGGCCAACGGGUUUAUGCCAUACUGCAGUCCGAGAAUUGAAGAUCUCAGCGAAAACAAUACGAGCAGGCUUGAGAGCCACAUGGCCGCCUACAGGGCUGAUGACCACUCAGAGGGCGAGAGCAUGUUUGAGGCAGAGUUUGCGCCAUGGCCACUAGAGGAAUAUGAGGAAGAGGAUGACCAGCCACAAGCAGUCACAGAGCCUAAUACUGAGGAUGAGGGAGAGGAAGGACCUCGUAGGCAGGUCCAACACAGCGAGGGCUCGCCACCUCAAGUAAUAGACAACAUAAAGCAAGAGGAGAGCUCGGUCUCUGCUCCAAAGUACGUAGCUUGCUUCAUCCCAACUGCGCUGGAACUUCCACUCAAGAGCCCACCCGCUGCCUCCCCGCUGACGACGAUGGGCUCCUUCAACCCUCCUGAUUCCAGCCAUUUGUCGCCUCCGCCAUCUGUCCUUUCCUCAUUGUUAGCCAACAGAAAGUCUCCCUCCAGUACCGGCAGUGCUUCCAAAAGUGGAUCUCAAGUUUCAUCCACCAACAUCACCCCAGCGGUGUCACCAACAAUCGAAAAGUUGCCCUACCUCACACAUUCGCCUUUUCAUCUCUUUUCAUAUGACCUUGACGAACCUCCAGUAUCUGCCGCUAAAGUAACGGAGGCUGAAACCAGACAGCCAAACAGAUUCAACGGCUAUAAUUCCAGCACCUUCCCGAGGCCUUACUCUGCCCUGAGUGCCCCCGCUACGCCCUGCUCUCGCUAUGGAGUAACCGGCUCGCCCUCCCAGGACCCUAAAGCGGACAGACCAGCGCUUGGUGGGCUCCUGACCUCCUCAUACAGACAACACCAAGAAUCUCUGGCGGCUGAACGAGAACGACGGAGGCAAGAGAGAGAAGAGCGAUUGCAGAGAAUAGAGAGAGAAGAGAGGAACAGAUUCAAUCGUGAUUACGUGGACAAGAGGGAAGAGCACAGGCAUGCCAGAGAAGAGAGGUACAAGAAUGUGGAGAGGCUAGCAGCGGAGGAGUACGAGAAGGAGAAGAGCCGUGCAGCCCCCAGGGGGCGCAGUGAACUCACCCUCAGCCUGAGCCCCCGCCCACCAACAUCAUCCUCCUCGUCGCCAGUGCCCAGGUGUGCCACACCAUCUUCAGAAGAGUCCGAAACCCAGUCUGUGACCUGUCCUUCUCCCAAGCUGGCAGAUGUAACUGCCAGUGAAUCUGAGCCAGAAGUAAACUCUGAGAGCAUACCAAACCUACAAAGUCAAGAAACGCAAGUUCAGACUCCUAUUGAGUCCUCGGAAACUGAGCAGGAAUCCAUAGUUCAACCUGAAGAGGAGGUGGAGGAGGAGGAGGAGAUAGAGGAAGAAUCUCAAGAGGUUGUUGAGCCAGAGGCAGAACCAGAGCAGGGUCCGGAGCGUGAGCCAGAAGAAAGCACCGUGUUGAGUGAGAAGGAGAGACAGAAUGAAGAAGUAAACGAGAAGGACAACUGUUCUGCAUCCAGCAUCUCCUCCGCCAGCAGCACUUUAGAGCGAGAGGAGAGGGAGGACAAGCUAGCAAAUGACAGCGAGCCUGGUCAGUGGGCACAAAGUAUUAAGGAUGUGGAUGUAAACGAGCAGUGCAGUAAAAUCCUCAACAACAAACUCUUCAUGCUGGAUAUGUUGUAUUCUCAUAACAAGAAACCGCAGGAUGAGAAAGAGGAAGAAGAAAAAGACCAGGAGGAAGAGAAGGAGAAAGAGUCCGAAGAGUCGGUGGCCAGUCUAGCCAGUCGAAUUUCCAUUCUGCAAGCCAACAAGCAGGCCAGUGAAGAGAUCUUGAGGAAAAAAGACAUUGAGAACUUGGACAACCAAGGCAGCGUCAAGGCCUUUGCGGAAAAAUUCAACAGCGGCGAGAUGGUUAAGGGUUUACUCCCAUCGGAGAGCGAGGUUGGUGACAAGCAGCCCGAGAAAGCACCUGUCCAGCCCAAGAAAGAAUCGGACUAUAUCUGGGAUCAGCUGAUGGCCAGUCCUCGAGAGCUGAAGAUCAAGGAUAUGGACUUUACAGACUUGGGGGAGGAGGAUGAUGUCAAUGUCUUGGACACAGACAGCCUGAUGGGCUCAGGGGAGCAGAUCCUUCCACCCCCACCUCCUCCACUGUUGUUCAUGGCCCUGCCACCGCCACCCCCCCUUUUCGGCUGCCCACCGCCCCCUCCAAUUCCAAGCACAAUGCUUCCUCCCCCUCCACCCGUGACCAUCCCCCAGCACGUCGGCUCUCCACAGCUGCAACGAGGGGAGCCGUUAUUUCAGAAAAAGAAAAAGACCAUCAGGCUGUUUUGGAACGAGCUGCGAAUCAUAGACUGGCAGUACAAGAACCACAAACGGUUUAAAGACUCUCUGUGGAGUAAACUUGAGCCCAUAACAGUGGACACGUCCAAACUCGAGCACCUCUUUGAAACCAAAUCGAAGGAGCUGCCCGUCACUAAGAAAACUGCUGCUGAUGGUAAAAGACAGGAAAUCAUCGUUCUGGACUCCAAGCGAAGCAACGCCAUUAACAUCGGAUUGACGGUGUUACCUCCGCCGAGAACGAUCAAGACUGCCAUUCUCAACUUUGACGAAUAUGCCUUAAACAAAGAAGGGAUAGAGAAAAUUUUGACAAUGAUCCCAACAGAGGAAGAAAAGCAAAAGAUCCAGGAAGCUCAGCUGGCCAACCCUGACAUUCCUCUCGGCAGCGCCGAACAAUUUUUGCUCACCCUUUCUUCUAUCAGUGAACUGUCUGCCAGGCUCCAGCUCUGGGCCUUUAAAAUGGACUAUGAAUUAAUGGAGAAGGAGGUAGCAGAGCCCCUCCAAGACUUGAAAGAAGGGAUGGACCAGCUAGAAAAAAACAAGACGCUGAGACAUAUCCUAUCGACCUUGUUAACAAUUGGAAAUUUUCUGAAUGGAACAAAUGCUAAAGGUUUCGAGCUGAGUUACCUGGAGAAGGUCCCAGAGGUGAAGGACACCGUGCACAAGCAGUCACUCAUACACCACGCCUGCACAAUUGUGGUGGAGAAAUUUCCAGAUAGCUCUGACCUCUACUCGGAGAUUGGGGCCAUUACUAGAUCAGCUAAGGUGGAUUUUGAGCAACUUCAGGAUAACUUGUGUCAAAUGGAGCGGAGGUGCAAGGCAUCGUGGGAUCAUCUUAAGGUCAUUGCAAAACACGAAAUGAAGCCUGUGCUGAAACAAAAGAUGUCGGAGUUCUUGAAAGACUGCGCUGAGAGGAUUAUCAUUUUAAAAAUUGUGCACAAAAGAAUAAUUAACAGGUUCCAUGCCUUUCUUCUAUUUAUGGGCCACCCGCCUUACGCUGUCCGGGAAGUAAACAUCAACAAGUUCUGCAAAACCAUCAGUGAGUUUGCCUUGGAGUAUCGCACGACGAGGGAGAGAGUGUUACAGCAGAAGCAGAAGCGAGCGAACCACAGAGAGAGGAACAAGACCCGAGGCAAAAUGAUUACAGAUACUGACGACGAAGAUGACAGCGAGAGUGGAAAGUUUUCUAGUAACACAGCCGCCCCUCAGCCACAAGGCCUCGAGUACGCAGAAGAUGCUGCAGAACACGAAAACAUGAAAGCCGUGCUGAAGACCAGCCUGCAGAGCGGCGAGAGCAGCACUUCUGUGGUGCCAGGUGUCCGCGUUCGUACCCGAGCCAGCCGAGGUCGUGUUGGAUCAUGGAACCCAACUAAUGAUGACUCGCCUAACGCGACAGAUGACGCAGCUGAUGAGAUCAUGGAUCGCAUCGUGAAGUCGGCAACACAAGUGCCAAGUCAGAGAGCUGUGCCUAGAGAAAGAAAAAGGUCACGAGCAAAUCGGAAAUCAUUGAGAAGAACCCUGAAGACUGGCCUGACACCAGAAGAGGCCAAGGCCCUGGGUCUCGUUAGCACCUCUGAAAUGCAGGUGUGAAGAAACGUCCAGAAGAGAUCGGCCGACUCGGGUCAAACAUGUGGCAACUACAUCCGGCUGCCUGCCAUCAGCUGCUCCUGGCGUCCAGUUACCUUAGAGCUCUCUUUUUUUUUUUAUUUGGUUCAGACCGAAUUAUUAAGGAAUUCGUGAAAAACACAGCGCUUUAGUCUUUUGACUGUUACUGACAUCAGGAUUGUUGUAAUUUAUAGAUUAAAUCCUAUCCCUUCUGUUAUUA
Molecule: messenger RNA, 5442 nt
Organism: Polypterus senegalus (gray bichir)
Lineage: Eukaryota; Metazoa; Chordata; Cladistia; Polypteriformes; Polypteridae
Product: FH1/FH2 domain-containing protein 3-like
Exons: 29
Coding region: 162-5207 (1681 amino acids)
Biological process (GO): sarcomere organization; cardiac myofibril assembly; cortical actin cytoskeleton organization
Cellular component (GO): cytoskeleton; cytoplasm
Molecular function (GO): actin filament binding
Source: RefSeq, a predicted model, not a curated record